Molecule: messenger RNA, 2450 nt
Organism: Cajanus cajan (pigeon pea)
Lineage: Eukaryota; Viridiplantae; Streptophyta; Magnoliopsida; Fabales; Fabaceae
Biological process (GO): DNA-templated transcription termination
Source: RefSeq, a predicted model, not a curated record
AGAGAGAGACACACUCUCUUCUUCGCUUUCUUCUUUCUCUCUGGCUGCGAGGCUCUGAAUUUCGCAACAUCGCGAAACCCUAGGCACUGGCUCGCUCGCGUUUCGCGCGCCCAUUUUUCAUUUCAAGGAUAUAGUUACUUGCAGUUCAUGGCUUGGGAUCUGUGGAGUUCGUCGUAUGGGCAAGUUGCGAGUGGUAGUUAUUACUCGUCACAGCAUCCUGAAUGUGACUUCUACUUUGGAUGUGGCCGCGAUGUGAUAGAGGAGGAUGCCUUGAACGAGGAAUCCUGUGUUCAGGUUUUGAGAAUUUUGAUCACCAAAGCGGAUACUGAGAUUGAGGAACUUGAAAAGGAUCUCUUGUUGCUUCAGAAUGAAUUGGCCUGCACUGAGCAUGAAAAAUGGCCUGAUUUAUGCUGUGGUGCUCUCACUGAGAGAAUCAACCGGCUUGAUGUGGCGGUUAGCACUUUGAAGAAUGAUCGUGCUGAUGAUGCAGAGAUGCAGCAGCUACUGCAAAGUGAACCUGCUGAGACACUUCAUGAAAUAGUGAAGGCUUUACAGAGAGAUUACUGUCGGGAUGUACUUGUCCAGUAUCUAGAUAUGGAUAUCUCAAGUCCGAUUGUGAAUGUUACUGAACAUGCACUAGACAAAGAUUCUAGCACCAUUGAUUCUAAUGUAAUCAUUAAGGAGGAAGAAAAAGAACUCCAUGGAACCUCAGAAAGCUCUGAAAGCUUGGAACUUCUUUUGGAGCUUCAUGAAAAGAGAUCAGAUAAUCCUGAAAAGAUUGAGGAAUUACCUGAAAAAUCUCUUGCGAGAAGUCCCAAUUUGGGGGAUAUCAUCUGUGCAACUGAUCACUCUGAUGGGAUGAAAUUAUCAGAAACAUCUGAUAAUAAAGUUAUUGGAAAUGAAGAAGCCGGAAGAAGCCAACACAUUAAUACAGAUAGAGGUCAAAUCUUUGAUUUGUUUUCCGCCAAUGACAAUGGAAAUAUUCCAAGUGAAGUCAAGAAAGAAAAUGAAUUUGUCAAAGAAAAAGAUGUUAGCUCAGGUGAUUUUAGACCUGCAAUUGGCGUCAAGGGGAGGAAAAAGUGUCUUCAUUCCAGAUUAGGUUCUUCACAGCAACGAAAAAGUGGAAAAUCAGAUCUAGACAAAGAGCUACGUGAUAUUGCCCCAAAAACUGCACGAAGAGCUUGCAGGAAAGAAUCCAAGGUUUCUCCAGAUGAAGAUUCAAACUCUCUGAAUUUACCUCUACAAGUUGUUUAUCCUCAAAUAAAUGCUGACACCGAAUUCUGCUCCUUUAAAGGAAGUAAUGGUAAUAAUUCUGGACAAGUUGAAAACUCGACCGUCAUUCAUGCUGAAAAUUCUGCAUUGAUUUCACUGCUAGGGAUGCAAACCAAGAGUGCCCUGUAUACUGGGUUACAGCUGAUAGAUGAAGAAAAACAAGCGCAAGACCUUAAAUCCCAAAUUGCUGCUAACCUCAGCAAGUCCAAUAUGAGUUUCCAUUCAAAACUAAAAGCUCAGGAAAAGCAGAAACUGGAACUAGAGGCAUUUUCUUCCAGAGAAUCACAUGACAGUUAUACAGAAGUUAUUCCAAGUACAUCCAUAAUUGUAUCAACUAAGAGGCAGCGAAAACGUAAACCCUGUACUGAUGUUGCCAUUUUAAAUAAGUCCAUGAACCGGAAGAUUAAUACUAGAAGGGCAGUACAACCUGACAAGGAUGAAAUUGAAGGUCGUGCUAUUGUUUUAUAUGAUAGCAAAUUUUCUGAACUACAAAAGAAAAGAAAAGUUUCGAAGUUGCCGAUCACUGUGGACAUACAAAAUUCAACCCAUAACUUGGACAUGGGAAGCCAGGUAGAUCUUCACUCUAGCAAGUCACAUUCCUUGGUGGAUUCUCAUAAUGAGACCUCAUCAUUGCUGCCUAAUACUAACUUGAAGAGCAUGACAUUGACUGAUUUGAGGGCCCUGGCAAAAAAAUACAAUGUGACUAAGUACUAUAAGCUUCGAAAAGAAGCUUUGGUCGGUCAAUUAUUUCAGCGACUCAGUAGAUGCUGAACUUAAUGGUGGUAACCCAUUUCUGCCAUGCUAUUUUUGGGUUGGUUAUCCUGGAAUUUGGUAUAGGAUUCUGACGUAGUUAUGAAUGAGAGAUACACAGGCAAACAAAAAUGGAUUUUGUGACAGGAUAUUGUACAGCCUAUAGAUAGAAUUUUGUAAAUGAAAGGAAGUAUAGAUUUCCUUCCUUGCAAGUGCAACUGGUUAGUCAUUGUGACCUCAUAGGAGACUACGAACUUUGCUGAGAUUGAUCAAUCAAUUUGUUAAAUAUGAAGCGCGGGUUACAACAUUAACAAAUUUGGUGGCGUUUUUGUGUGAAUAUUCAGUUUUAUGCUGUCGUUCUCUCCAAUUUACCCCUUUUUUAAGGGUAUUAGUAUUGCAUGUUAUAACAUGUUUCAAGGUCUUCUGCA